AUGACGACCGCAUCCCCGUCGCAGGUGCGCCAGAACUACCACCAGGACUCGGAGGCCGCGAUCAAUCGCCAGAUCCACCUGGAGCUCUCCGCCUCCUAUGUGUACCUGUCCAUGUCGUACUAUUUUGACCGCGAUGAUGUGGCUUUGAAGAUCUUUGCCAAGUACUUUCUUCACCAAUCUCAUGAGGAGAGGGAACAUGCUGAGAGACUAAUGAAGCUGCAGAACCAGUGA
Molecule: messenger RNA, 231 nt
Organism: Rangifer tarandus platyrhynchus (Svalbard reindeer)
Lineage: Eukaryota; Metazoa; Chordata; Mammalia; Artiodactyla; Cervidae
Source: the annotation of a GenBank genome assembly